This is a messenger RNA of Phlebotomus papatasi, 1682 nucleotides long. Its product is annotated as 5-methylcytosine rRNA methyltransferase NSUN4. Gene Ontology annotation, molecular function: methyltransferase activity. Lineage: Eukaryota; Metazoa; Arthropoda; Insecta; Diptera; Psychodidae. The record is from RefSeq and is a predicted model, not a curated record. The transcript is spliced from 5 exons. Gene Ontology annotation, biological process: RNA methylation. Bases 92 to 1564 code for a protein of 490 amino acids.
GGCUCACAUCUCCGCGAAUUCGGAAUCAAAACACACGCGUCAAGACGGGAAAAUUUGUAGAAAAUCCACAAAAAACUCCUUUUGAAGCAAAAUGCUAAGACCACAGAGUGUUUCAAUUCAUCUCAGAAGAUUCAAGCAUGGAAGAAAUCACUGGUCAAUGGUCAGGAAAAAAAUCUUCCCAAAAGACCGUGCUCUUACGAAUUUUGAUGAAUUCUAUGGAUCUAUCUUUGGGAUCAGAUGGAAAUCCAUGAGACUGGCUCUUCUCUGUGAGCAUAAAUACAUGGCACUUGUGAAUAACUUUGGGGAUGUGGAGAAAACAACUCAGAAACUCGAGGCUUCAGGAGCUAUAAAUGUCAGGACAUUGUAUAAUAUCACAAAGGAACGGAUCGAGAAGGGAGAGUUCCAAGAACUCGAUAGAAUUGAGGAGAAAUUCACAAAAAUCGACGAGAGAUUGAAGUCAACAAUGGCCAGGCGACAAGCUGAGGAAGUGCAAGCUUUCUAUCCACAAGAUCGAGAAGAAGCUCUGAAUUUUAUUCCCGAAUCCAUUGAAAAGUUGAGACCUAAGAAAAACGCCGAGGAUUUACCAGAAGAAGAGCCUGAAGUGGACAAUCGCCGAAUGAUAGAUCCGGAAAUUAGUGAAGGACUUCUGGAAGAUUUUGUGCCCGCCACGAGGAUUAAGGGUCUCGAGGAUUGGGUCUUUGAGUCUGAUCAUUACAAAUACUACACCACAAAUGCAGAUUUCCCCCUGAAAAUUGAACCUGAAGAGGAAUUGAGCUUCCCGGACAAUCUUCACAUUUACACGUACGAAAGGGGAAAUGUUUCGCGGUUUUCCAGCCCAAGGAGGUGCAUUACGGGAUCGUUUUCCCACUACCUUCUCGAUGGAGCCUCAAUCCUUCCCCCAUUGGCCUUGGGACUUGAGCCUGGAGAUACUGUUCUCGAUGCUUGUGCAGCUCCUGGUGGGAAGGCUCUGCUGAUGCUACAGACGCUCUACCCAAAUGUCCUGGUGUGCAAUGAUAUCCCAGAAACCAGAGUCAAGAGGAUCAAGAAGGUCAUGCGAGACUUUGUAUUUGACUUUGAGGAAAAUUGGCAGCAGAAGAGAUGCUUCAUUAUUCACGAGGAUGCGAGGCUGCUGAGGGAAUACAAGAAGUACGACAAGAUCUUGGUGGAUGUUCCCUGCACAACAGACAGACAUUGCCUGAUGGAGAAUGAGAACAAUAUCUUCAAGCCAACGAGACUCAAUGAGAGACUAAAGAUUCCGGAACUUCAGGCUGGAAUUCUUGAAAACUGCCUAAAUCUUCUAAAAGUUGGAGGAUCCCUCGUCUAUUCAACCUGCUCCUUGAGCCCUGUCCAGAACGACGGAGUUGUUCAGAUGGCUCUCUCCAAUGCCUUCAGAGAGUCCGGAAUCUCAGUGAUAAUCAAAGACUUGAGCACUGUGAUGAAGCCAUUCUACGAAAUCUUCAGAUUCGAGAAUCCUCGAGGUCUGAAGUACGGCCAAAUGGUCAUCCCCUUCCUUCCAUCGAAUUUCGGCCCGAUGUACUUUAGCAAAAUGACGAGGAUCAGGUAGAAGGUAAGCACAGAAUUUAUUUUUAAAACAUCCUCCGAAAAAAGAGAACACAAAAACAAAAAUGCAAUCACAUGCAUUGUCUUGAGAGGAAGAAUUAAAUUUUAGUCCUAUUACAAUA